Molecule: messenger RNA, 2944 nt
Organism: Taeniopygia guttata (zebra finch)
Lineage: Eukaryota; Metazoa; Chordata; Aves; Passeriformes; Estrildidae
Source: RefSeq, a predicted model, not a curated record
AGGGUUUGGGGCAGAGCUGCUGGUGCUCACACUGAGGUUUUUUUGGGGAAGGGUUGGCUGGCCCUCACUGCUUUCCAUGGGGAGAACCCUCUGCUCCAUGUGCCCACUGGGUUUUGUUUCCUAAAGCAAUGGUAAAACCCUUAAGACCUCCAAGUUUUCCAACAUGAGGCGCUCAGCUCUCAGAAACAGUCAGAGAUGAGGGGGAAGCAGGUUCCAGUCAGUUCAGCUGGGAUUUGCACUUGGAGUUCCUCAGAGGCAGGAGCCAGUAAAAGAUUAUUCUGCUAUUUUUAUUUUCAUUCCCAAUUUUGCCCUUCCACCAUAGCAGGAGCCUGGGAGCUCUGGCACGGGAAACCUCCAACUGCUUCCCACAGCGUCCUUAGCCAGGAUGCAGGGAUAGAGCAGAGCCCUUGAGGGUUUGGGUUGGGGUGGAUGAAGCAGGACCCGGGUCCCAUCCCAGUGUUUAAUCUCGGAGAUCCCUGUGGGCUGCUCCCGGGAUCCAAUUCGCUUUGGAUGCGAACACUCCGUUCCUUCUGCCGCUCCCGCUGGAGGAGGGCUGUGGGGAGCAGCAGGUUGUCCCUGCGCCGGGAUGCGAUGUGGGAGUUCAGCCUGGCUUUGGGCUUUUUCCGGCUCCGAAGGAGGGAGCGCUGCGGCGUGGUGAUGCCGGAGGACUCGGGAUGCGCUCCGGGAUGAGCAAUCCCCUCGUUGCCCCUUUCCCGUGCCGCACGGGGCGCUUGGUGCCGGUUCGGCGCGGGAGUGAUGGAGGCUGGUGCAAUGCAGCACGAACCGCUCGCAGCCGAGCCCGGCGCUCCCUCCCCGCUCGCUCCGGCGGCACCCGCGGGGCUCUGCCUGUUUCCAGCAGCUUUCCGCUUGGUUUUCCCCUUCUCCCGGCUUUUCCUGGCAUCCCCAGGCAGCAGCUGGGCCGAGGGCGAUGCAGAUGCGCGCCGGGCACGUCUGUCAGUGGGACAGAGCAAAGGGACCCCCGGCACCUCGGGAGUGACACAGCCGCUCGCUGGGAAGCGGGGCCGGGACACAGGAGAACUUCGUCUCCCGGGACAGCCGAGCCAGGGCUGGCAUGUUUGGGCUGGCAGAGCCUCUGCCUGGCCCGUUUGCAGCCACCCGGGUGGGAGCUGCGGUUUAUCCGCUUCUCGGUCCAUCCCAUCCUCGGAGCUCGGAGCCGAGUUCCCGGCGUGGAAGCGGCCGAGGCCGAAGGCUCAUUCCCGGGAUUGUGACCGGCUCACGGAGCCCCCUGUCCCCUGCAGUGGCCUCCAGCCCGCCGCGGUGGGAGAUCGGGCUCUACGCCGCCGGCGCCUUGGCGCUGCUGGGGAUCGCAGCCAUCAACCUGUGGAAGCUCUGGCGCUCCGGGAGCUACCCGGCCCCUUCCCCCUUCCCCAACUAUGACUACCGGUACCUGGAGCAGAAGUACGGAGCGGCGUGCCCGGACAUCAGGAACAAGCGAGGGCUGGCCCCGGGCUCGCAGCGGGCGCCAGGUCGGAGCUCUUCGUCCCGCAAGAGCAGCCUGAGGGCAGAGGACGCCUUGGAGAGCAUCCAGGAGCUGGGCAGCCUGGAGCUGAUGGGCAGAGAGCUGGGCCUGGCCCACUACGGCCCCCUGCGGAAAUCCAUCUCGGCCGACUCCCUGAACUCCAUCUCGUCCAUCGGGAACAACUUCGGGCAGGAUUUCACGGUGGGGCAGGUGGAGGUGUCCAUGGAGUACGACGGGAGGGCGGCCGCCCUGCAUGUGACGCUGCUGCAGGGCAAGGACCUGCUGGAGAAGGAGGACGCGCGCUUCGAGUCCUGCUUCAUGCGGAUCAGCCUCCUCCCGGCCGAGCAGAUCGUCGGCAUCUCCCGGAUCCAGAGGAGCUCCUACUCCGUGGCCUUCGACGAGCGCUUCUCGGUGCCGCUGGAUCCGGUGGCGCUGGAGGAGAACAGCCUGCGCUUCUCCGUCUUCGGCAUCGACGAGGACGAGCGCAGCGUCAGCACCGGCGUGGCCGAGCUCAAGCUCUCCGACCUGGACCUGGCCACGCGCCCCUUCAACGCCUGGCUCUACCUGCAGGACACCAACAAGGCAGUGGACACGGUGGGGGAGAUCCUGCUCUCCCUGAGUUACCUGCCCACGGCCGAGCGGCUCACGGUGGUGGUGGUCAAAGCCAAGAACCUCGUGUGGAGCAACGGGAAGGUGACCGCAGAUCCCUUCGUCAAGGUGUACCUGCUGCAGGACGGGAGGAAGAUCAGCAAGAAGAAGACAGCGGUGAAGAGGGGAGACACCAACCCUGUGUUCAACGAGGCCAUGAUCUUCUCCGUGCCCGCCAUCGUGCUCCAGGAGCUGUCCCUGCGCGUGACGGUGGCCGAGAGCGGCGAGGACGGGCGCGGUGACAACACGGGCCACGUGCUGAUCGGGCCCGCGGCCAGCGGCAUGGGCACCACGCACUGGAACCAGAUGCUGGCCACGCUCCGCAAGCCCGUCUCCAUGUGGCACCCGCUCCGCAGGAAUUAGGCCGGAUCCUGGGGACAGCGAGCCCGGAGUAGGGACUUGGUGGCACCCCACAAGGCCGAGCUGCUGAGGGGCCCAAAAUAGCCAGAGCAUGGACAGAGCGGCUCCGUGGGCGCGUUCCUGGAUGCGUGGGGCCAGAGCUGCCAGCCAGGACCCAAAUGGACCAAAAGCAACAGGAGCCUCCUCGAAGCGCGGCUCCCGAGCGUUCCGCGUGCUCCCGAUGGCCUCGAAAUCCGCGGAAUCCUCAAACAGGGACUCUGAGCGAGGGAGAGGGGGGAUUCCUUUAUAAGGUGGUUUUUGGGUGGGAAUCGUGAGGGGGGGUGACAAAAGCCAGCUUGGCGUGGGUAGUGACCCUGAGGGAAUCUUUUGUAGUGACUUUGGUGCUCUGUGCCAGGGUUGGAAUGUUUCCAGUGAGAAUGGAAAAAGGGAGCAAUAACAGCAGAAAAUCAAUUGUUA